Molecule: messenger RNA, 507 nt
Organism: Arabis nemorensis
Lineage: Eukaryota; Viridiplantae; Streptophyta; Magnoliopsida; Brassicales; Brassicaceae
Source: the annotation of a GenBank genome assembly
AUGAGCGGAGCCGGUAAGAAAGUGGCCGAUGUGGCAUUCAAAGCGUCGAGGACAAUAGAUUGGGAAGGUAUGGCUAAGGUUCUUGUCUCCGAUGAAGCUCGCAGAGAGUUCUCAAGUCUCCGUCGUGCUUUCGAUGAGGUUAACACACAGCUCCAGACCAAAUUCAGCCAGGAACCUGAACCCAUUGACUGGGAGUUGUAUAGGAAAAGUAUUGGUUCUGGCAUAGUGGACAUGUACAAGGAAGCUUAUGACAGCAUUGAAAUCCCCAAGUACGUGGACAAUGUAACUCCUGAAUACAAGCCCAAGUUUGAUGCUUUGUUGGUUGAACUGAAAGAAGCAGAGCAGAAAUCCCUAAAGGAAUCUGAGCGGCUGGAGAAAGAAAUCGUGGAUGUCCAAGAGAUUAGCAAAAAGUUAAGCACAAUGACGGCGGAUGAGUACUUUGAGAAGCAUCCAGAACUGAAGAAGAAGUUUGAUGAUGAAAUCCGCAACGACUAUUGGGGAUACUGA